AUGGGCAAAGAGGGUUCUUUUGCUGAGGAGACACAUUUUGCUCACGAAGAUGAUGUAAAACCGAGAAGAACUGUCAAGGAAAAGUUUCUACUUUUCAAGAUUGAUCUAUUUGUAUUAUCUUUUGUCUGUCUUCAGUAUUGGAUCAAUUAUGUAGAUCGUAUUGCGUUUGUCAAUGCAUAUAUAUCAGGAAUGAAAGAGGACUUGAAUUUCCAAGGGAAUGAUAUCAAUAUUGCCAACAUGUGCUUUACCAUUGGGUAUAUAGUAUCGAUGAUACCAAACAAUUUAAUACUGUUAAUUGUAUCACCAAGAAUAUGGCUGAGUUUCUGUACGUUGGCUUGGGGUGUAUUGACUUUAUCGUUGUUCAAGAUCUCCUCGUUCAAACAGUGUUGUGCGAUCAGAUUUUUCCAGGCAAUUUUCGAGAGUUGUACAUUUAGUGGCACACAUUUAAUACUAGGAUCUUGGUACAAGGAAAAUGAGCUCGCGACAAGAAGUGCAAUUUUCACUAGUUCUGGUUUGGUUGGUUCGAUGUUCAGUGGCUUUAUGCAAGUGCAGAUUCACAAAUCCCUAAAUGGGAAGGCAUCACUGGCAGGCUGGAGAUGGCUAUUCAUCAUUGAUGCUUGUUUGACAUUGCCUAUCGCAAUAUAUGGUUUCAUUUUCUUUCCAGGUAUGCCUGAAAUCGAUAGCGAUAAAGCCAAAUUUUCAAUGACCAAAGUGAUAUUUAGCAGUGACGAAUUGAAGUAUGCACGUAGAAGGUUACCUGUUAGAGAUGAAAGCACUAAGCUGGAUUGGUCUGUGAUACCCAGAGUUUUCAAAAGAUGGCACUGGUGGCUUUUCUCUCUAGUGUGGAUUCUUGGUGGUGAGAAUUUAAGUCUAGUAUCAAAUUCGACUUUUGCUCUUUGGUUAACCAAUCAGGACUAUUCCUUGUCCAACAGGAACAAUUUUCCAUCCGGUAUAUUUGCGGUGGGUAUUGUGUCCACCAUUGGAUCUGCUUUGUACUUGAGUUACUGGCGUAGGGCAAAACAUUGGCACGUUGCAGUGAUUUUAGCUGUAGUAAUGUGCGUGGUUGCCAUUAUGAUUCGCGUAAGACCACUCAAUGCCGGAAUCAUGUUCACAGCACAGUAUCUAGGUGGUAUAGCUUACGCUGGCCAAGCAGUUUUCUUUGCCUGGGCAAACGUCGAGUGCCAUCAAGAUUUGCAAGAGCGUGCCAUUGUUCUGGCUUCUAUGAACAUGUUUUCAGGCGCUGUAAACGCUUGGUGGUCCAUAGUGUUUUUUCCAGCAACCACUACUCCUUACUUCCAAAAAGGCAGCUAUGCACUUCUCGCGACCGCAAUAGCCAGUGCUGUCGUUUCAAUUGUCAUAAGAAAGUUUCAGAUAAGAGAUUCUCUUCAGAAACAGGUCUUGCCCUACAUCGACGCCAACGAUAUGUUAGAUGACGAUGAAGACGCAGCUGACAGCGACAAUGACAAUUACAAUGAUGACGACAAUGGCAACGACAAUUACAACAGUGACCGCAGUGGCAAUAUUCCACGCAACAGCCCAACCCUAACUGAUUAG
Molecule: messenger RNA, 1554 nt
Organism: Zygotorulaspora mrakii
Lineage: Eukaryota; Fungi; Ascomycota; Saccharomycetes; Saccharomycetales; Saccharomycetaceae
Gene: FEN2
Product: Fen2p
Exons: 1
Coding region: 1-1554 (517 amino acids)
Biological process (GO): pantothenate import across plasma membrane
Cellular component (GO): plasma membrane
Molecular function (GO): pantothenate transmembrane transporter activity
Source: RefSeq, a predicted model, not a curated record